AUGGGGUUUCUGACAGAUCAAUCGCUAACCAAGAUCUGUUUUCGGGUUAUCAUUGUGUUACUUAUCGCUCAGUUAUUUCGUCUUGUUCGUCGCUGGUCUCGUCUACGCCAUAUUCCUGGCCCAGCCAGCGCAGGGUGGACUUCAUGGUGGCAGUGUCGAGGGGCUUUUAGCGGUCGCUAUCAUGAGCAUUUAAAGAACGCAGCAGAUCAAUUCGACCCAGUUGUGCUGCGCAACAUGUCCGCUGUGCGAAGCAAUUAUACGAAAGGCGAUUUUUACAGCAGCGGCAGGAUAGUUCCUAGUGUUGAUAAUGUCGUCUCUGAGAGAGAUGAGGCUAAGCAUAAAUUUAUGAGAGUAAAGAUGGCACCUGGUUAUUCUUACAAGGAGAAUGAAGGCUUCGGCUUCGAGGCAGGCAUAGAUCGUCAACUUCUCAACUUUAUCUCUCUCAUCGACCGAAAGUACCUCUCAACUACAAGUGAAUCACGGCCUCUUGACCUUGCCGAAAAAACACAGUUCUUUGCCCUGGAUGUCAUUGGCGAUGUAUCUUUUGGUGAACCAUUCGGAUACUUGACGAAAGAUGAAGAUCUCUUCCAAUACAAUGAGAUAAAUGCCAGUUCACUGCCGGUCAUGAACGUGGUAUCCGUCUACCCCUGGCUAGGAAGGGUUGUUCAUCGGUGGCCGCUAAGUCUGUUGCUGCCGCGGGAAGAGGACCAGGUUGGUUUCGGACGACUGAUGGGGUGGGUUGGAUGUCACUUCGCGAGGCACUUUGUUCGCAAAAGACUGGCCGAGAGGAUCACGAUGAGGAAGGAUAUGAUGCAGAUGCAUAUCAGCAACGGCAUGAAUGAGGAGGAACUUAUCCAACAAGCCUUCAUCUCAAUUAUCGCUGGUUCUAACACAACCGCGCACGCGCUUCGAAUGAUCAUACUCUCCUUAAUCACAAACCCGAACGCAUACCGCUCCCUCAUCGCCGAGAUUCGAAAGGUCACCUCGUCAGUCAGCAAUCCCAUCUCCUGGGCACAGACGCAAACACUACCAUAUCUUCAAGCAGUCGUUCGCGAAGGUCUGCGCACGUGGCCACCAGUAGCUGGUCUCGGCUUCAAGCAGGUCCCUCCGGAGGGCGAUACCAUCAACGGCUUCUUCGUCCCCGGCGGAACGCAAGUUGGUCAGGGGUUCUACGCUGUUGGUCGAUCACGUCUUGUCUGGGGCGACGAUGCUGAUGUUUUUCGGCCUGAGCGAUGGCUACUCGCUGGCGAAGACGGGCUAAGGGACAUGGUAGCGGCGUUGGACACACAUUUCGGACAUGGGAAAUAUUCGUGUGUAGGAAAGCCGAUUGCUCUCAUGGAGAUUCACAAGGCUGUUUUCGAGUUGUUUAAGCGCUACGACUUUGCUAUAUUGAACGCUGAAAGACCUAUCAAGACCCAGACUUCAGUCUUUCUCUUUGCUUCAGACUUUUGGGUCACGAUCACACAGCGUGAUGACGAAGAGAAUUGA
This is a messenger RNA of Fusarium oxysporum Fo47, 1488 nucleotides long. RefSeq names its product cytochrome P450. The coding region runs from base 1 to 1488 and encodes 495 amino acids. NCBI's taxonomy places the organism in Eukaryota, Fungi, Ascomycota, Sordariomycetes, Hypocreales, Nectriaceae. Gene Ontology annotation, molecular function: oxidoreductase activity, acting on paired donors, with incorporation or reduction of molecular oxygen; monooxygenase activity; heme binding. The record is from RefSeq and is a predicted model, not a curated record. The transcript has 6 exons.